AUGGUGAAACGUACUUACGUUGACAAAAAUGGAACGACAAAAGGUGCGUGGACAGAAGAAGAAGACCAUAAGUUGAGAGCUUAUGUUGAGCGUUUCGGCCAUUCGAACUGGAGAUUGCUUCCCAACUCUGCAGGUCUAAAUAGAUGUGGAAAGAGUUGCAGAUUGCGAUGGAUGAACCACUUGAAACCUGGCCUAAAACGAGGGGGUUUCACCCAAGAAGAAAAAGAUCUUAUCGAAAAACUUCAUCAUCAACAUGGAAACAAGUGGUCUGCCAUAGCAGCAGAAUUACCUGGAAGAACAGACCACGAAAUAAAGAACUACUGGCAUGCACAUCACAAGAAUUAUCGUGAUCAAAGCAAACCUAGUAAAUCAUCAGACCAAGAGCUUUCAAGCUGCAGCAGUGUAGUUACUUCUUCUGUUGCUCCAAAAUUAAGCCACAUCUCACCUCUUCAAUUAUUCAUUUUGGAAUCCAAUGAUUCAUCCACGCAACAAAAUUGCUCCAACGUAUCAGCCAUCACCACUCAAAAUUCUGAUGGAUUUCAUGAUACUUUCUGGACCCAGCCAUUCAUGGUUGAAACAGAUUCCGACUAUGAUUAUGAUUUUAGUGUUUUUUCUCCUCUCUUCCAUAUACCUGACUCAUAUAUGUUGUAG
Molecule: messenger RNA, 651 nt
Organism: Salvia miltiorrhiza (redroot sage)
Lineage: Eukaryota; Viridiplantae; Streptophyta; Magnoliopsida; Lamiales; Lamiaceae
Product: transcription factor MYB30-like
Exons: 3
Coding region: 1-651 (216 amino acids)
Source: RefSeq, a predicted model, not a curated record